UCACAACUAGCUAAAUCUCUAAAGUAAGACUAGUAAAUAUUCCCCUCUGUGGUUUAGCUUCUUUUCCAAAAGUACAGUAGCAGUACUAACGUGAUAUUGUAAGCAAACAUCUAAAACGUCAUUUUGUUUUUAAGUCAAAUUAUCUGUGGCGUAAAAACACGGCAGUGGCAGUGCGAGGUCCUGGAUGGAUAGCCUGGACCCUGAAACCCUGUAUGUGUCUCCAGAGCAGACGGGACAGCCCACACUCCCCAUCCCUACCUCGGAAGUCUCCAACUUGGCACUAGGGGGUGGGAAGAAGAUGAAUGGAUCUCUGGACCACCCUGACCAACCAGAUGUGGAUGCCAUUAAGAUGUUUGUGGGUCAGAUUCCACGGUCCUGGUCCGAGGAGCAGCUACGUGAGCUCUUUGAACCUUAUGGAGCCGUCUAUGAAAUCAACGUUCUCCGAGACCGCAGCCAGAAUCCACCACAGAGCAAAGGCUGCUGUUUUAUAACAUAUUACACUCGCAAAUCAGCCUUGGAAGCACAGAACGCUCUGCACAACAUGAAGAUUCUGCCAGGGAUGCACCACCCAAUCCAGAUGAAGCCAGCUGACAGUGAGAAAAACAAUGCAGUGGAAGACAGGAAGCUGUUUAUUGGAAUGAUCUCCAAGAAGUGUAACGAGAACGACAUACGAUUGAUGUUCUCACCAUAUGGACAGAUAGAGGAGUGCCGAAUACUUCGAGGCCCUGAUGGACUUAGCCGAGGUUGUGCAUUUGUGACAUUCACAGCUAGACAAAUGGCCCAGUCAGCCAUCAAAUCCAUGCAUCAGUCCCAGACCAUGGAGGGUUGUUCAUCGCCCAUCGUGGUGAAGUUUGCAGACACUCAGAAGGACAAGGAGCAGAAGCGCAUGGCUCUACAGCUGCAGCAACAGAUGCAGCAACUUAGUGCUGCUUCCAUGUGGGGAAACCUCACAGGGCUCAACAGUCUGGGGCCACAGUACCUAGCACUUUACUUACAGUUGCUGCAGCAGUCAGCCUCCACAGGGAAUGCACUCAACAACCUGCACCCUGUAUCAGGUCUUAAUGCGAUGCAGAACCUGGCUGCCUUAGCAGCAGCAACUGCCACACAGGCCACGCCCACAGGCUCCAGUGCCAUGACAACAUCUAGUAGCCCACUAAGUGCACUAACAAGCUCAGGCUCAUCCCCCACCUCCAGCAGCACCUCCUCAGUGAACCCCAUAGCUUCUCUGGGGGCCCUGCAGUCACUGGCUGCUGGUACUGGAGCUGGCCUCAACAUGGGCUCCCUGGCAGGCAUGGCAGCACUUAACGGCAGCAUUGGCUCUGGAGGCCUGUCUAAUGGUUCAGGAAGCACCAUGGAGGCACUGAGCCAGGCCUACUCAGGCAUCCAGCAGUAUGCUGCUGCUGCUCUCCCCAGCCUGUACAACCAGAGCCUGCUGUCCCAGCAAAGCGUCUCAGCUGCAGGCAGCCAAAAAGAAGGUCCAGAAGGUGCCAAUUUGUUCAUUUAUCACUUGCCUCAAGAGUUUGGAGACCAGGACCUCCUCCAGAUGUUUAUGCCCUUUGGAAAUGUCAUAUCUGCUAAGGUCUUCAUUGACAAACAAACAAACCUCAGCAAGUGUUUUGGCUUUGUGAGCUAUGACAAUCCUGUGUCAUCACAGGCAGCCAUCCAGUCAAUGAAUGGUUUCCAGAUUGGAAUGAAGAGGCUGAAGGUGCAGCUGAAACGAUCAAAGAAUGACAGCAAGCCUUACUGAAGGUGCUGAGUCAUAACAGACUUAGUUAGGAAGGGUGGUGUUAUGAUCUCUUCCUGUUUGCCCUAGCAUGUUGAUGUGGCGUCACAGUUCAUCGUCCAGUCCUUGUCUUCUGCGCUUCUCUGAUGCUUCCAAUUUCACCUUGUGUUUGACACUGAUUACCAGGAGGUUUUGUUCUGUUGUUUCCCAUAAGUCCUUUGUGCUGCCAAUAGGGGCACUAGAAAGACUGCCACUGAACAUGUUUAAAAGUUACAUUAUUACAAGCAUAAAAGAGAAUCUAUUUUUCUAGAACUGACUGGCAUACAGUAACCACUAGAUUUUUGCAAAAUCAGUUUGACAUGAGUAUGACCUUAACUUUGUUUUUAUCUCUUGUGUUGUCGAGCAGUCCUCCCAGUGCCCCAUCCUCCAGUUUUGUUGUGGUUUUUUGUGUGAAAGCAGCUAAUCUGUCUUUAGACAAUGUUUUUGAGUGCUGGUGUGUGUCUCCUAAGUUAGAAAAAACCUUUCGAGCAAAUUAGUGAUCACAUUUUGUUAGACAUUUGUAAUUUCAUCCUAGGCUAACUAAGAGUUCAUCAUUGGGAGUUCUUAUUUGAGUGAUGUUAUGAGGAGGUAAUAUUUACUAAUCAGUUGUUAAUAUCAACCUGUUGGCUGACCACCACAAGCACAUGAUGCUGUUUUUGCUCUUUUUUAUGUGGAGAAUCAGCCACAAACUCCACAGAGGAGAGGCUUGUUUUGUCACAAAAGUAUAUUUAGUAUGCAUGUUUUUUUUAUUUUAUCUGCACUGAAAUUCAUGGCAAAAUGUGAUCUAGUUGUAUUGAGUUUAAAAUGAUGAAUAAACUGGUGCCAAAUGUUUUGCUCAAUCAGUAUUUUCCUCUUCCAGUGCAUUUGCUUCACUGGUCAGAUGAGUCGUAGCAGCAGGGUUGAUUGGUGUGACAGGUGGCAUCGUGUACAGCAGGUUUUACUGAAGAACUGACUGAGGCUUGACGUCAGGUUGACUGGUUGAGACUUUAAAUGAGUUGUUUUGUGUGGAACUAUGCAGACCCAGAGUGUUCACACACACCAGUAUCAAACACAAGUGCCUACUCAAAAGCAGUGGUGUGUGUACUGUAUCUGUUAGUGUGUAAUCAUUGAGACCUUUCAGCCCACUAAUGUAACCUGUAGUCUGUCUGUUUCCCUGACCAGUGGAACAAUGUUGUGGCUAACCAGUGUGAGGCCAUUAAGUUAAAAAGUCAAAAGCUAUCAUUCACUGAUCAUCUCAUCCUGCUUGAAUAUUCAAUGCAACUUUAUUUUGCAGGUCACAUAGUGUCUUACAGUCUCAUAGAAAGGAACUGUAAUGUAACUGUGUAUGACUUGUGUAACCUGGUAGUAAUUAAAGGGAAAAUGGAGAAGAAAAAUCAAUAAAUCUGUAUUCUUUUAGUCAGACAGCAGGUCAGAUAAACAUGCAAAAAUGUGAUAUUGUCUACAGGCAACACUACAACAUACAGUACAAUGAAUAUUAAUCAACUAAACUCAAAUGUAGUUUGAAUGUUUAGGACCUGUUGAAAUAAAGACUUAGAAUAUUCUCUAAAUACAUACUUGAAGGACCAUAACAUUGUUUCAGUAGCAAUUAAAAAUGAUACUGCAUAAACAUGUUCUCCCACAAAUCAUUUUCUCACAGAACAAAAGAAACCAGAGUUUUCAAAUGUAAACAGCCAUGCCAGCACUUACAGGAAAUAAAAUGCAGUCUAACACUGGCAGAAGUAUGAUUCAAAUCAGUAACUGUAAAAAGGAAAUUAUCCAUGACUAUGAAUCAGAGCGUUUUCAACAUACAUUUAGUCUAUACCAAAAUGAAGAGAAAAGGUUUGAUACCAGGUUUGAUCACUUUAUUGUAAAUGGUGUAUAUUUCAUUACUACUAAUUUUCUAAAGUCCUUUUCAUUCCUUAUGAAAAUCAAUGUGGAGAUACUUGAAACUUCUUUGACUUGGCUCAUCCAUCCUGUCUGAUGUAAUGGUUGUGUGAGAUAUGUUGUUUAGUAAUGCAGUGCAAACAUAUUCAGCACAGCCAUGAUGUUCAUUGGUUGGUUGCAUAACUAAAGCAUGUCAUGUUGACUCUACAUGCUGUGGAGCCCAGGAAGGGACAUGGAGGGAAAUAUUGUAAUCAUAAUGCUGUGUAAUGGAUUUUGACUUUUGCACAAAUCAUUAUUUUACCAGUACUUGUGUUAGAAAAGCAUGAACCGGGUCUUCAUAUCAACUCAACAUUCUUGUAUUUUAACGACGAGUGAUAGUGACAUGAUGAUCACAGAAUUAUAUAUAGUCCCAGCAAGCAGUAUUGGUCAUGGCUCUUCAGGUGAACAUACAGGAUACAGUUAUCUCUUUUUUGGACCUAAUGCCACUUAAAGAAACAAAAAAACGAAUUGAGAGGUUAAAUAAAUUAUUGAAAUAAUCCAAUUAAAUUGUUGUAAAAACACAGACUAGAAUUGUGGGUGUUAUGUCGAAUGUUGAAUAUAACAUCAGUCGGCUUUGUGGGUUCAUUUCAGAAAAUUGUCCAUUGUCCAAACAUCAGUCAGUGUUAAAAUGUUAUGCAAAUACAAUGGAAGAAUUCUCUAGAACCAAGUAAGUAAGUAAGUAAAUGUAUUCAUAUUGCACCUUUCCAGACCUGUCUUUGAGUCUUGUUUCUAAUCAGUUGGUCUUGAAUAUAAAAUUAGCCGUCAGUUAUAUACAAAAUACAAUGCAUAGAUGAGUUUUUAUUACACAGCUACAGAGGAAGUGACAGCAUGGAUUUAGUACAUGUCAGUCAGUAUUUCACAUGAUUUAUGCAUUAACAUUCAUAGAGGAACUGAGUCAUAAUUAGACUCAAUUUUGUCAGUUCAUCAUAUCCAGGCUUUAUGGUUAAAGUACGCAUAUUGUACUAGUAUUGUCAUUUUCAUUUAGACAGUGUGGAGUUUAAUUACAACAUCACAGUUUUCCCACUUUUUUUAUUCAUUUUUAAAUCUAAAAAUAGUUUCUUUUGAAGGCCUGAAUCCUCUUUUUUGCAUGUGGAAUGCUUCCUAUUUUAGUUACCCUAUAAACUGCUCCAUUGCUGAUCCCUAGAUGACUUGGAAGUGUAUUGAUCUUUAUGUCGAGGGUUUUUUUAAUCCUCUGAUUUAGAUCUUCCUCUGAUUUAUAUCUUCCUCUGUGUUUCUUCCUGGCUUCCAUAGAAAUAUAUUUAAAAAUCUAAACAUCUUUUUACAGCUUUGGAAAAUGAUUAGUACUAAUUAAGAAGACCAGAUUUGUAAUAAAACAAAACAAAAAUAUUAAAACAGAUAUAACCACUGAUAUGGUCCUUCAGUUUUGUCAUCAAAGAUGAAUAGUUAAUAUGAGGUGAAGCACUCUGCCUUUCACACAUGAAUCUGAAGGUAUGACAGCGAGGCUAAAUGAAUGAUGUAUUAAUGACAAAGUGGAGUAAAGUGUGUUCCUCUCCUUUCACAGAUGACAUGAGGAGUUAGACUCCUGAUAGAAUUUGGGUGACAGUGUUUACUUUUGAAUAAACAUAUUUUCUAUUUUGCUACAACAACUAUCCUCCUGCUCACUGAAACUGAAACAGUUUAAAGGUAUAAAACUCAGACCAAACUCCCCAUUCUUACAUACAGAACAUGACAUGAUGAGGCCUUUUGAAAUAUUUCUGUGAAGUUGCCUUUUGCUGCAUUGCAUUGAAGUAAAUGCAAUUUUUGUUUUGUUUUUUUUGUUGUUAAUUAUUACAUUGUUGUGAUCUUGAUGUGAGAUGUGGCUAAAUCACUUAAUGGACAAAACCCCCAGUUAGUUUUUUUUUUUCUUUGGGGUGGGAACUGUGUCUCCAGUGUUUGGAUUGUUUUUAAGGUUUGAACCUUUGCUGUCUGUACCAAUGAGAAAUGUCAGCUGGACUGGAGUCCAGCUGACAUUUCAACUGUGAGCUGACGAUGUGAUCCCUUUUGCUUGGUUGGUUGGUUGGUUUCUGUGCAAAUAAAAUGUUUGAGAAAC
This is a messenger RNA of Scomber japonicus (chub mackerel), 5714 nucleotides long. RefSeq names its product cugbp, Elav-like family member 1 (gene celf1). Gene Ontology annotation, cellular component: cytoplasm; ribonucleoprotein complex; nucleus. The coding region runs from base 185 to 1747 and encodes 520 amino acids. Gene Ontology annotation, molecular function: mRNA 3'-UTR binding. The transcript has 15 exons. The record is from RefSeq and is a predicted model, not a curated record. Gene Ontology annotation, biological process: mRNA splice site recognition; regulation of alternative mRNA splicing, via spliceosome. NCBI's taxonomy places the organism in Eukaryota, Metazoa, Chordata, Actinopteri, Scombriformes, Scombridae.